Messenger RNA from Vigna umbellata (rice bean), 2286 nucleotides. Its product is annotated as NADPH--cytochrome P450 reductase-like. Gene Ontology annotation, cellular component: cytosol. The record is from RefSeq and is a predicted model, not a curated record. Lineage: Eukaryota; Viridiplantae; Streptophyta; Magnoliopsida; Fabales; Fabaceae. Gene Ontology annotation, molecular function: FMN binding; flavin adenine dinucleotide binding; NADPH-hemoprotein reductase activity.
GCUACUCUCUCUCUCUACCUCUCUGUAUUUCGCGCUCAACCACCUCCUAGGGCUCCCUCGAGCUCUCCCUCGAGCUCUCCCUCGAGCACUCCCUCACACACCCAAACUAAUAACACUAUAUAUAGAUAGAUUGAUAGAUAUAGAGAGAGGGAGUAAGAGGAGUGCUCUGAGCUCUGUGUGCAUUCUGACUUCGAUUGAUGGCGUCAAAUUACGAGCUGGUGCGCACCGUUUUGGGCGUUUCGGUUUCGGAUUCGGUACUGCUGAUUGUCACCACCUCCGCCGCCCUGCUGAUUGGACUUCUGGUCUUCGUAUGGAAGAAAUCUUCGGAUCGUAGCAAGGAACAGAAGUCGCUGGCGGUGCCGAAGUUGCCGCUGCGGGAAGAAGAGGAAGAUGAAGUCGAUGCUGCUUUGGGGAAGACCAGGGUUGUGGUUUUCUUCGGAACUCAAACCGGUACCGCUGAGGGAUUCGCCAAGGCUUUGGCAGAGGAAAUCAAGGCUAGGUAUGAAAAAGCAGUUGUGAAAGUUGUUGACCUGGAUGACUAUGCAAUGGAUGAUGAUCAAUAUGAAGAAAAGCUGAAGAAAGAGUCACUUGCAUUUUUCAUGUUGGCAACAUAUGGAGAUGGAGAACCAACUGACAAUGCUGCAAGAUUUUACAAAUGGUUCACUGAGGGUAAAGAUGAGAGGGGUACCUGGCUUCAACAGCUCACAUAUGGUGUUUUUGGCUUAGGUAACCGACAAUAUGAACAUUUUAACAAGAUAGGUGAAAUAGUUGAUCAAGAAUUUAGUGAACAAGGUGCAAAGCGUCUUGUUCCACUAGGGCUAGGUGAUGACGAUCAAUCCAUUGAGGAUGAUUUUGUUGCUUGGAAGGAAUCUCUAUGGCCUGAGUUGGAUGAGUUGCUCCGAGAUGAGGAUGAUGCAAAUACUGUCUCCACUCCUUAUAAGGCUGCUAUUCCUGAAUAUCGAGUGGUUAUUCACAAUUCAACUGUCACAUCAUGCAAUGAUAAUCACCUAAAUGUGGCAAAUGGGAAUACUGUGUUUGAUAUUCACCAUCCUUGCAGGGUUAAUGUUGCCGUUCAAAGAGAACUUCACAAACCUGACUCUGACCGAUCUUGCAUACAUUUGGAGUUCGACAUAUCAGGGACUGGCAUAAUAUAUGAAACUGGUGACCAUGUGGGUGUUUUUGCUGAAAAUUGUGAUGAAACUGUUGAAGAAGCUGGAAAAUUGUUGGGUCAGGAUUUAGAUUUGUUGUUUUCCCUUCACACUGAUAAUGAGGAUGGUACUCCCGUAGGAGGAUCUCUUCCACCUCCUUUCCCUGGCCCUUGCACACUGCGCUUUGCUUUAGCUCAUUUUGCAGAUCUCUUGAACCCCCCACGCAAGGCUGCUUUAGUGGCUCUGGCUGCACACACUUUGGAACCCAGUGAAGCAGAUAGAUUAAAUUUCUUCUCAUCUCCUCAGGGAAAGGAUGAGUACUCCAAAUGGGUGGUUGGAAGUCAGAGAAGUCUCCUUGAGGUUAUGGCUGAGUUCCCAUCAGCAAAGCCACCCGUUGGUGUUUUUUUUUCUGCAGUAGCCCCUCAUUUACAACCUCGUUAUUAUUCUAUUUCAUCGUCACCUAGGUUUUCCCCUCAAAGGGUACAUGUAACUUGUGCAUUGGUAUGCGGUCCAACUCCUACUGGAAGAAUUCACAAAGGAGUAUGUUCAACCUGGAUGAAGAGUGCCAUUCCCUUGGAGAAAAGUCAUGAGUGUAGUUGGGCUCCUAUUUUUAUCAGAACAUCAAACUUCAAGUUACCGGCUGAUCAUUCCAUUCCUAUUAUUAUGGUUGGUCCUGGAACUGGCUUGGCACCUUUCAGGGGAUUCUUACAGGAAAGAUUGGAUCUGAAAGAGAAUGGUAUUCAAAUUGGAACUGCAUUACUCUUCUUUGGAUGUAGGAAUCGUCAAAUGGAUUUUAUUUAUGAGGAUGAGCUAAACAAAUUUCUGGAACAAGGUGCUCUGUCAGAGUUGAUAGUCGCGUUCUCGAGAGAGGGACCUGAAAAGGAGUAUGUUCAACACAAGAUGAUUGAUAAAGCAGCAAAUUUGUGGAAUUUGAUUUCUCAAGGAGGUUAUCUUUACGUCUGUGGCGAUGCUAAGGGUAUGGCAAGAGAUGUUCAUCGGACCCUUCAUACCAUUGUCCAGCAGCAGGUGCUGAUUGUCUCUUUUCAUCCAUUCUUUUCCCUAUCACUUAGGCUUGGAAUCGUCUCCUUUUGUUAGUCCCACUCAUUCAUAUAGGCCGUCACUUUUAACAUGAGAGAAU